AAGUAAUCAGCAAACAUGGGGGACGCGGAUAUGGCAGUUUAUGGCAAGGCUUCUAUCUACCUCCGCAAGCCUGAGAAGGAGAGAAUUGAGGCCCAGACCAAGCCAUUUGAUGCAAAGAGUGCUUGCUAUGUGCCUGAUAAAGAUGAAUUGUACUUGAAGGCUACAAUCAAGAAGAGGGAUGGUGGCAAAGUCACCGUUGAAUUGCUUGAAAGCAAGGAGGAAAGAACAGUUAAAGAUGACGAAGUCUGCCCCAUGAAUCCUCCCAAAUACGACAAAAUUGAGGACAUGGCCAUGAUGACCCACCUCAAUGAAGCCUCUGUCCUGUAUAACCUCAAAGAGCGUUACGCAGCAUGGAUGAUCUAUACCUACUCUGGACUUUUCUGUGUCACUGUGAACCCCUACAAGUGGCUCCCAGUGUACGACCCAGAGGUGGUGUCUGCCUACAGAGGCAAGAAGCGCAUGGAGGCCCCACCCCACAUCUUCUCUGUCUCUGACAAUGCCUAUCAGUUCAUGCUCCAAGACAGAGAGAACCAGUCUGUCCUGAUUACCGGAGAAUCUGGUGCUGGCAAGACUGUGAACACCAAGCGUGUCAUCCAGUACUUUGCAACAAUUGCAGUGUCUGGUGGUGACAAGAAGAAGCAAGAGUCAGCACCAGCAGACACUGGAAAAAUCAAGGGCUCUCUUGAAGACCAGAUUAUUGCUGCCAACCCACUGCUGGAGGCUUAUGGUAAUGCCAAGACUGUGAGGAAUGACAACUCCUCUCGUUUUGGUAAAUUCAUCAGAAUUCACUUUGGCACAACUGGGAAACUGGCUAGUGCUGAUAUUGAGACUUACCUGCUGGAGAAGUCUAGAGUGACAUUCCAGCUUCCUGAUGAGAGAGGCUACCACAUCUUCUUCCAGAUGAUGACCAACCACAAGCCUGAAAUCUUUCUUUAA
Molecule: messenger RNA, 936 nt
Organism: Alosa sapidissima (American shad)
Lineage: Eukaryota; Metazoa; Chordata; Actinopteri; Clupeiformes; Clupeidae
Product: myosin-4-like
Exons: 8
Coding region: 16-936 (306 amino acids)
Biological process (GO): actin filament organization; vesicle transport along actin filament
Cellular component (GO): actin cytoskeleton; vesicle; myosin complex
Molecular function (GO): ATP binding; actin filament binding; microfilament motor activity
Source: RefSeq, a predicted model, not a curated record